This is a messenger RNA of Ipomoea triloba (trilobed morning glory), 2124 nucleotides long. RefSeq lists its product as uncharacterized. Bases 138 to 896 code for a protein of 252 amino acids. The record is from RefSeq and is a predicted model, not a curated record. The transcript is spliced from 2 exons. Lineage: Eukaryota; Viridiplantae; Streptophyta; Magnoliopsida; Solanales; Convolvulaceae.
UUUUGGCUAAAGAUGGGGAUUCCAAUUCCAGUUUCUUUCACAAAGCUGUGAAAUGCAGGCAGCAAGUCAACCGUAUUGCGAAACUCCGUAACAACAAUGGCAACUGGGUUGAAAGAGCUACCCCGCAAGAAGCCAACAUGUUAAAGGACACCAUUGAAUCUUUUGCAACUGCCUCGGGUCAAACAAUCAAUCACACAAAGUCCACUCUCACUUUUAGUAAGAAUACUGGUGGGGCCUCCAGAACUACCUUUUGUAACAUCAUGGGAAUGUGCGAAGGGACUCUUAAUGGAAACUACCUUGGCCUACCAUCAUUGAUUGGGAGAAACAAACGCGAAAUACUAGGUUUCAUUAAAGAUAAAGUGGUUGGUCGGAAUAAAAGCUGGAUACAUAAAUUUCUUUCUAGAGCAGGGCACGAGAUCCUUCUUAAGAACGUCAUCCAAGCCAUCCCUACAUUUGCCAUGAGCGUCUUCCUCCUCCCAAUUGAACUUUGCAAGGAUAUUGAAAAGGUCAUGAAUAGCUUCUGGUGGGGUUGUGAAGGCGAUAGGGUAAGAGGAAUCAGAUGGAAGAGCUGGGAGAUAUUAUGUGUUCCGAAACAAUUUGGAGGUAUGAGAUUCGGGAGAAUAAGAGAAUUCAAUAUUGCAAUGUUGGGUAAACAAGUCUGGCGCCUUAUCAACCAACUGAGUUCCCUUCUUGCUAGAACCUAUAAGGCGAAAUAUUAUGCUAACAACAACUUCUUUGAAGCACAUCUUGGUAGCAACCCAUCUUUCAUUUGGCGGAACAUCCUUGAAACCCAAAGUGUUAUUAAAAGUAGAAGUAGAUGGAGAGUUGGUGAUGGUGAUUCCAUCAAAGUUUGGAGUGAUCCGUGGCUCCCAAAAAGUAAAUGCCCUUAUAUCUAAUCCUACAUCUCUUCUACCAUGAAUGACAUCAAAGUCUCGUCCCUCAUUGACCAGAAUGGACCCAAAUGGAAUGAUCCUCUCAUUAACUCACUGUUCAAUCAGGAUGACAUUAUUAAAAUCAGAAGUAUCCCCAUUCUGGACUCUAGGCCGAAAGAUAAAAUCAUAUGGAUGGAGGAUGAAAAAGGUGUCUAUACUGUCAAAAGCUACUAUAAAGCUCUUGUGGGUAACUCUCACCCAACACCGGUUCCAUUUUUGGACUAAAGCCUGGAAAUUGGUGCUCCCUCCGAAAAUUAAAACCUUCUUCUGGCAGCUAUGUUCGAAUUCCCUACCUACACAUGAUCGCUUGAAAUCGAGACAUAUUCCAGUUCCAGAUGUUUGUCAGAUCUGUAAUACUGAAGAGGAAUCCCUGCUCCAUUUAUUUGUGAAUUGCCCCCUUGCAAAAAACUGUUAGACCAUUCUUGGAGAUAUUAAUCAUCACUCUUUCAGUUCUGUUUUUGAUUGGCUUGACCAGAUUUUCUCUACUAAAUAUGAUAAUGAGAUAUGUACUAUAAUAUCAGUGUGUUGGAAAAUUUGGGGUGCCAGAAACGAAAAGAUCUAGAAUUGCACCAUCCUUCCAGCCUCUUUUAUUCGCCAUUUUGCUACUAAUUUUAUAAUUGAAUGGACCUCUGUUCAUAUUACUGCUGAUACUAAUGAUAGGUCUAUCACCACCACUGUCUGGACUAGGCCACCUUUAGGAAUGCUCAAACUCAACACAGAUGUUGCCCUUGACCAGUGCUCCAACAGAAUGGGAUUUGGUUUUGUUAUUCGUGAUUCAGAAGGCCACUUUGUUACUGCUUGUCGUCUCCCUUGCUGCGGCAUAUUUAAACCAGCAGAGGCAAAAGCAAUCAGCAUUCGUGAGACUUUGAAGUGGACCAAGAGUAUUCAUAUUGACAAUCUGCAGUUAGAGAGUGACUGCUAGCAUGUUAUCAAUGGCAUCCUCCAUGAUUUCAACUCAGUUUCAUCUCUUGACCUUAUUUUUGAUGAUAUUAGAAAUAUUGCUUCUAGUUUUUCUAACUUAAGCUUUUUAUUUGCAAAACGGUCUGCGAAUAGAGCAGCCCAUUGUUUAGCUAGGGAAGUCUUAUCGGUGUCUGACCGUAUGGACUGUUUUACUGUCCCUUUUCCAUCCAUUGCUCAUGUUCUGAGCUUAGACUUUAAUUAAUGAAAUUACUUGCUUUUAUAAAAAAAAAAA